CGGUCCCUCCCCUUCGCCUCCCUCACCCCCACCCCCCCGCCGAGCGAGGAGGAGCCGGAGGAGAGGAAGAUGGCGGCGGCCGCCAGCACCCGCGGGGCCGCGGGGCCGCUCCGAGGAGCCUGAGGAACCCUAGAGGCUUCGCGGGAAGACGCGGCGGCGGAGGAUGAGCCUGCUGAGCGCGCAGUAUCUCCGGCAGGCAGAAGUCCUGAAGGCUGACAUGACAGAUUCUAAGCUGGGUCCAGCUGAGGUCUGGACAUCCAGGCAGGCUCUGCAGGACCUGUACCAAAAAAUGCUAGUUACUGAUUUGGAAUACGCUUUAGACAAGAAAGUAGAACAGGAUCUCUGGAAUCAUGCCUUUAAGAAUCAGAUCACAACACUACAAGGCCAGGCAAAGAAUCGAGCAAACCCGAAUCGGAGUGAAGUUCAGGCAAACCUCUCUCUGUUCCUAGAGGCAGCUAGUGGCUUCUAUACUCAGUUAUUACAAGAACUGUGUACAGUGUUUAACGUAGAUUUACCAUGCCGUGUGAAGUCUUCCCAGUUGGGAAUUAUCAGCCAUAAACAGACGCAUACCAGCGCCAUAGUGAAGCCACAGUCCAGCUCCUGCUCCUAUAUCUGCCAGCACUGCCUCGUGCACCUUGGAGACAUUGCUCGAUACAGAAACCAGACCAGCCAGGCAGAGUCCUACUAUAGGCACGCAGCUCAGCUUGUCCCCUCUAAUGGUCAGCCUUACAAUCAGUUGGCUAUCUUAGCUUCUUCCAAGGGAGACCAUCUGACCACAAUUUUCUACUACUGCAGAAGCAUUGCUGUGAAGUUCCCUUUCCCAGCUGCCUCCACAAAUCUACAGAAAGCACUUUCUAAAGCACUGGAAAGCCGGGAUGAGGUGAAAACCAAGUGGGGUGUUUCUGACUUCAUCAAAGCCUUUAUUAAGUUCCACGGCCAUGUGUACCUGAGUAAGAGCUUGGAAAAGUUGAGCCCUCUUCGAGAAAAAUUGGAAGAACAGUUUAAGAGGCUGCUCUUUCAAAAAGCUUUCAACUCUCAGCAGUUAGUUCACGUCACUGUCAUUAACCUGUUUCAACUUCAUCACCUUCGUGACUUUAGCAAUGAAACAGAACAGCAUAGUUACAGCCAAGAUGAGCAGCUGUGUUGGACACAAUUGCUGGCCCUCUUUAUGUCUUUUCUUGGCAUCCUGUGCAAGUGUCCUCUCCAGAACAAGUCUCAGGAGGAAUCCCACAAUGCCUAUCCCCUUCCUGCAGUCAAGGUCUCCAUGGACUGGCUGAGACUCAGACCCAGGGUCUUCCAGGAGGCGGUGGUGGAUGAAAGACAGUACAUUUGGCCCUGGCUGAUUUCUCUUCUAAAUAGUUUCCAUCCCCAUGAAGAGGAUCUUUCAAGUACUAAUGCUACACCACUUCCAGAGGAGUUUGAGUUACAAGGAUUCUUGGCUUUGAGACCUUCUUUCAGGAACUUGGAUUUUUCCAAAGGCCACCAAGGUAUUACAGGAGACAAAGAGGGUCAGCAACGACAAAUACGGCAGCAGCGCUUGAUCUCUAUAGGCAAAUGGAUCGCGGAUAACCAGCCAAGGCUGAUUCAGUGUGAAAAUGAGGUAGGGAAAUUAUUGUUUAUCACAGAAAUCCCAGAGUUAAUACUAGAAGACCCCAGUGAAGCCAAAGAGAACCUUAUUCUGCAAGAAGCAUCCAUAAUAGAGUCACUGGCUGAGAACGGGAAUCCAGGACUGAAAUCGGUGCUGUCUACGGGCCGAAAUCUAAGCAACAACUGUGACACGGGAGAGAAACCAGUGGUCACCUUCAAAGAGAACAUUAAGCUACGAGAAGUGAACAGAGACCAAGGAAGAAGUUUUCCUCCCAAAGAGGUGAGAAGGGACUAUAGCAAAGGAAUAACUGUAACUAAGAAUGAUGGAAAGAAGGACAACAACAAGAGGAAAACAGAACCCAAGAAAUGCACCUUAGAAAAGUUACAGGAAACAGGAAAGCAGAAUGUGGCAGUGCAGGUAAAAUCCCAGACAGAACUAAGAAAGACUCCAGUGUCUGAAGCCAGGAAAACACCUGUCACUCAAACCCCAAGUCAAGCAAGUAAUUCCCAGUUCAUCCCCAUUCACCACCCUGGAGCCUUCCCGCCUCUUCCUAGCCGGCCAGGGUUCCCGCCCCCAGCAUAUGUUAUUUCCCCUCCUGUGGCAUUUCCUAUGGGCUCAGGUUACACCUUCCCAGCUGGUGUUUCUGUCCCAGGAACCUUUCUUCAGCCUACAGCUCACUCUCCAGCAGGAAACCAGGUGCAAGCUGGGAAACAGUCCCACAUUCCUUACAGCCAGCAACGGCCCUCUGGACCAGGGCCAAUGAACCAGGGACCUCAACAACCACAGCCACCUUCCCAGCAACCCCUUACAUCUCUACCAGCUCAGCCAACAGCACAGUCUACAAGCCAGUUGCAGGUUCAAGCUCUAGCUCAGCAACAACAAUCCCCUACAAAAGCCGUGCCAGCUUUGGGGAAAAGCCCUCCUCACCACUCUGGGUUCCAGCAGUAUCAGCAGGCAGAUGCCUCCAAACAGCUGUGGAAUCCCCCUCAGGUUCAAGGCCCAUUAGGGAAAAUCAUGCCUGUGAAACAGCCCUACUACCUUCAGACCCAAGAUCCCAUAAAACUGUUUGAGCCGUCAUUGCAAUCUCCUGUAAUGCAGCAGCAGCCUCUGGAGAAAAAAAUGAAGCCUUUUCCCAUGGAGCCAUAUAACCACAAUCACUCAGAAGUCAAGGUCCCAGAAUUCUACUGGGACUCUUCCUACAGCAUGGCUGAUAACAGAGCUGUGAUGGCUCAGCAAGCAAAUAUGGACCGCAGGGGCAAGCGGCCACCAGGAGUCUUCCGUCCAGAGCAGGAUCCUGUGCCCAGGAUGCCCUUUGAGGACCCCAAGGGCUCCCCUCUGCUUCCUCCGGACCUGUUAAAGAGUCUGGCUGCCUUGGAGGAAGAGGAAGAGCUGAUUUUUUCUAACCCUCCUGAUCUUUACCCAGCUCUGCUGGGGCCUCUCGCCUCUCUCCCUGGAAGAAGCCUCUUUAAAUCCUUAUUGGAGAAGCCCUCUGAGCUCAUGUCCCAUUCAUCCUCUUUCCUGUCCCUCACUGGAUUCUCUCUCAACCAGGAAAGAUACCCAAACAACAGUGUGUUCAAUGAGGUGUAUGGGAAAAACCUUACAACCAGCUCCAAAGCAGAACUCAGUCCCGCAAUGGCCCCCCAGGAAACAUCCCUGUACUCCCUGUUUGAAGGGACUCCGUGGUCUCCAUCACUUCCUGCCAGUUCAGAUCAUUCAACACCAGCCAGCCAAUCUCCUCAUUCCUCUAACCCAAGCAGCCUGCCAAGCUCCCCUCCAACACACAACCAUAAUUCUGUUCCAUUCUCCAAUUUUGGACCCAUUGGGGCUCCAGAUAACAGGGAGAGGAGAGCUGCAGAUCGGUGGAAAACUGAUAAGCCAGCCAUGGGUGGGUUUGGCAUUGAUUAUCUCUCAGCAACAUCAUCCUCUGAGAGCAGCUGGCAGCAGACCAGCACUCCAAGCGGCACCUGGACAGGCCACGGCCCCUCUGUGGAGGAUUCCUCUGCUGUCCUCAUGGAGAGCCUGAAGUCCAUCUGGUCCAGUUCCAUGAUGCACCCUGGCCCAUCCGCUCUGGAGCAGCUGUUGAUGCAGCAGAAACAGAAGCAGCAGCGGGGACAAGGCACCAUGAACCCUCCACACUGAGGCUGGGGUGGCAACCUGGCAAUGAAGCUCCAUACACCAUGGCAUGUUGGGUUUGCAGGACUGGCCCACAGCCCCUGCAGGUGGCAGCCCUCUUCUCUGUGUCUUGCCGUUGAGAGGGUGUAAGUGUUCCACCGGCCCGCUGAGUGUGCACGAAAUGUCCGCAGUGCAACCAAAAGAAAAACCAUCAGGAACUCUCCGUCCCCCUGGGCCUCCGGAGGGAGAGAGGAACUGCUGUUUGUCUCACUCAGUUACCUGAUAGCACCGCCUCUCGCCUUCUCCAUCGUGCAUGUCCCCAGCCACAUGGGAAGUGAAAGCUGAGAAGGGAAGGCAGGUGGGAAAAGCCAGUGGGAACUUCUCAGUCCUUUUUUCCUCUCUGGGGAAUAAAAUAGGAAUCCAUUAA
This is a messenger RNA of Myotis myotis, 4127 nucleotides long. RefSeq names its product SMG7 nonsense mediated mRNA decay factor (gene SMG7). Gene Ontology annotation, biological process: nuclear-transcribed mRNA catabolic process, nonsense-mediated decay. Bases 164 to 3727 code for a protein of 1187 amino acids. Gene Ontology annotation, cellular component: telomerase holoenzyme complex. Gene Ontology annotation, molecular function: telomeric repeat DNA binding; protein binding; telomerase RNA binding. The record is from RefSeq and is a predicted model, not a curated record. NCBI's taxonomy places the organism in Eukaryota, Metazoa, Chordata, Mammalia, Chiroptera, Vespertilionidae. The transcript has 23 exons.